AGUGCUUCUCCACUCACAACUUCACUCGCGGCAGCCACCUCAGGUUCUCCUUUUCUCCCUUCUGCAAUCUCACAUUCUCAUUUUUCCUACCAUUAUUUUCAUUAUCUUUUCACAUUUAUUCGUUGAUUUCACUCUCCAUUUCUCUAUUCGUUGUUCUCACGUAGUAUUUUGCAUUUCCGAACCUGAAUGCGUUAAUAAUUGCAAUAACGAAAGCGAUUUGUUUUCUAACUUCUUUUGUUCUUAUUUAUUGGAUAGAUUACUCACUUUUUCUUAUGUUUUUCUUUUUAAGGAGGAGAAGGAUGUCUCACAGGAAGUUCGAACACCCAAGGCACGGUUCACUGGGAUUUCUCCCUAGGAAGCGUGCUGCUCGUCACAGAGGAAAAGUGAAGGCAUUCCCCAAGGAUGACCCAACCAAGGCACCCAAGCUCACUGCAUUCUUGGGUUACAAGGCUGGUAUGACUCACAUUGUUCGUGAGGUCGAGAAGCCGGGAUCAAAACUUCACAAGAAGGAGACUUGCGAGCCUGUUACAAUUAUUGAGACCCCUCCAAUGGUUAUAGUUGGUGUUGUGGGUUAUGUGAAAACUCCUCGCGGUCUGCGCACUUUGAACACUGUAUGGACUCAGCAUUUGAGUGAGGAAAUCAAGAGAAGGUUCUACAAGAACUGGUGCAAGUCCAAGAAGAAGGCUUUCACCAAAUACUCAAAGCAGUAUGAAACAGAAGAAGGGAAGAAAAAUAUUGAGGCACAGCUUGAGAAAUUGAAGAAGUAUGCUACUGUUGUCCGUGUUUUGGCUCACACUCAGAUCAGGAAAAUGAAGGGGUUGAAACAAAAGAAAGCCCAUAUCAUGGAAAUUCAGGUUAAUGGUGGGACUAUUGCUCAGAAGGUGGACUUUGCAUACAGUUUCUUUGAGAAGCAGGUUCCUAUUGAUGCUGUGUUCCAGAAGGAUGAGAUGAUUGAUAUCAUAGGGGUGACCAAGGGUAAGGGUUAUGAAGGUGUUGUCACCCGUUGGGGUGUUACCCGCCUUCCCCGUAAGACUCACAGGGGUUUGAGGAAGGUGGCAUGUAUUGGUGCCUGGCAUCCUGCUAGAGUUUCCUUCACUGUUGCCAGGGCUGGUCAAAAUGGAUACCACCACAGAACUGAGUUGAACAAGAAGAUCUACAAGCUUGGCAAAGGUGGAGAUGAGUCUCACACUGCUAUUACUGAGUUCGAUAGGACUGAGAAAGACAUUACACCAAUGGGUGGUUUCCCACACUAUGGUGUUGUGAAGGAUGAUUAUCUCAUGGUCAAGGGAUGCUGUGUUGGUCCCAAGAAGAGGGUUCUUACAUUGCGCCAAUCCCUGCUGAAGCAGACUUCUCGUGUUGCACUGGAGGAGAUCAAACUCAAGUUCAUUGACACCUCUUCAAAGUUUGGGCAUGGCCGCUUCCAGACAACACAAGAGAAGCAAAAGUUCUAUGGACGCCUCAAAGCAUAAUUAUGCGAAUUGGAUUGAAGUGCUGGAACGUACUUUUAGAAUUAUAUUCCGUUACCCAUCUGUUUUAAACUUUGUAGUGUUUCCGUUUGACGUUAUGGAUCCAUCCUUGGUUAGUGAGUUUUUCCCCUAUAAUUGUGCCAACUUUUGUUUCAAGGAAGAUUGAUGGUGGUGUCUCAACUUCAAAUUUUGUUUAUGAUUUGUACCUUUUUUUUAUGAUUUUAUAUUUUCUGUUUUUAAGGAAUUAACG
Messenger RNA from Abrus precatorius (Indian licorice), 1716 nucleotides. Its product is annotated as 60S ribosomal protein L3-1. The record is from RefSeq and is a predicted model, not a curated record. Bases 273 to 1469 code for a protein of 398 amino acids. The transcript has 5 exons. Gene Ontology annotation, cellular component: cytosolic large ribosomal subunit; ribosome. Gene Ontology annotation, molecular function: structural constituent of ribosome; RNA binding. Lineage: Eukaryota; Viridiplantae; Streptophyta; Magnoliopsida; Fabales; Fabaceae. Gene Ontology annotation, biological process: ribosomal large subunit assembly; translation.